Messenger RNA from Aethina tumida (small hive beetle), 7342 nucleotides. RefSeq names its product plasma membrane calcium-transporting ATPase 1 (gene PMCA). Gene Ontology annotation, biological process: calcium ion transmembrane transport; regulation of cytosolic calcium ion concentration. Gene Ontology annotation, cellular component: membrane; intracellular membrane-bounded organelle. The record is from RefSeq and is a predicted model, not a curated record. Bases 130 to 3735 code for a protein of 1201 amino acids. Lineage: Eukaryota; Metazoa; Arthropoda; Insecta; Coleoptera; Nitidulidae. Gene Ontology annotation, molecular function: ATP hydrolysis activity; P-type calcium transporter activity; ATP binding. The transcript is spliced from 17 exons.
GUUUGGUCGAGUCUUGUGGGUUUUUAAAUACUUUUUGACUGGUUCACGGUUGGUGUGGUGGUUUAACAUGCGAAAAACGUUUGAGGAAAUGUAAUUUUUGUGACUGGGAAUACGAUUACGAUAUAAGAAAUGGCUACGAUAGACGGCCGUCCCGCGCAAUAUGGAAUAUCUUUAAAACAUUUGCGCGACCUUAUGGAACAUCGAGGUCAUGAAGGAAUAAAUAAAGUACAAGAACUAGGAGGAGUACAAGAAAUAUGUAAAAAAUUAUACACAUCACCCAGUGAAGGCCUGAGUGGUUCACGAGUAGAUCUAGACCAUAGGAGAGAAACAUUUGGUUCGAAUUCAAUACCUCCCAAACCACCGAAAACUUUUAUGCAAUUAGUAUGGGAAGCUUUGCAAGACAUUACCCUUAUUAUUUUAGAAGUAGCUGCCAUAGUCUCUUUAGGUCUUUCAUUUUACCAACCACCUCAAGAUGAUCAACCUUUUGACGACGAUGAGACGAGUCACGGUUGGAUAGAGGGUUUGGCAAUUUUAAUUUCCGUUAUUGUAGUUGUAUUUGUAACGGCGUUUAACGAUUAUACAAAAGAAAGACAGUUCAGAGGUCUUCAAAGUAGGAUCGAAGGCGAACACAAGUUUUCCGUCAUACGACAGGGAGAGGUGAAACAAAUUUCAGUCAGCGAUAUAGUAGUAGGUGAUAUUUGCCAAAUUAAAUAUGGUGACCUUUUACCAGCCGAUGGUAUUCUUAUACAAUCCAACGACUUAAAGGUGGAUGAAUCGUCGCUAACGGGUGAAUCGGACCAUGUGAAGAAAGGCGAGAGCUACGACCCGAUGGUGCUCUCCGGCACCCACGUGAUGGAGGGUUCCGGCAAGAUGUUGGUCACCGCCGUCGGCGUCAACUCCCAGGCGGGUAUCAUCUUCACGCUGCUCGGGGCGGCCGUCGACCAACAGGAGGCCGAGAUCAAGAAAAUGAAGAAAGAAGCUAAAAAGCAGCGGAAGAAGAAAAGUUUGACAGGCGACGAUGAUAAUGUAACGAGCAACAGUCACAUGAACUCACCGGCGCCGGUCGUCAACAAACACGACGAGGCCCAGGACGGCAAGGAGAACCACGUGCAGUCGUCGGGCGGCGGCGGCGACAGUCCGAAGAAAGAGAAGUCCGUGUUGCAAGCUAAGCUGACCAAAUUGGCCAUCCAAAUAGGAUACGCCGGCUCCAGUAUCGCCGUCGUGACCGUCGUUAUUUUGAUUAUUCAUUUUUGUAUCAAGACCUUCGUGGUUGCCGGCAAACCCUGGAAGAACUCGUACGCGAACAAUCUGGUCAGGCAUUUAAUCAUCGGUGUCACUGUGCUGGUCGUCGCCGUUCCGGAAGGUCUACCUUUGGCUGUCACGUUGUCCUUAGCUUAUAGUGUUAAGAAAAUGAUGAAAGACAACAAUUUAGUAAGACAUUUGGACGCCUGCGAGACCAUGGGUAACGCAACAUCUAUCUGUUCAGAUAAAACUGGUACACUCACAACAAAUCGGAUGACCGUCGUGCAAUCGUACAUUUGCGAGCAACUUUGCAAAACAAUGCCCAAGUUCAGCGAUAUACCAAAACAGGUCGGCAAAUACAUCAUCGAGGGUAUCGCCGUCAACUGCGCAUACACUUCACGAAUCAUGCCACCUGAUGAAGCAAACGAGUUGCCAAAACAGGUUGGUAACAAGACCGAAUGUGCCCUGCUAGGUUUCGUGCAGAACUUGAACCAAAACUAUCAGACGGUGCGCGACGACUGCCCGGAGGAGAAUUUCACUCGUGUAUAUACUUUUAAUUCGGUUAGGAAGUCGAUGAGUACCGUAAUUCCGAGGAGAGAGGGCGGUUUCCGGUUGUACACUAAAGGUGCUUCAGAAAUUAUAUUAAACAAGUGUGCCUUUAUAUAUGGUCACGACGGCCAACUGGAGAAGUUCACACGCGACAUGCAGGAACGCCUGCUCAAACAGGUGAUCGAGCCGAUGGCCUGCGACGGCCUGAGGACCAUCUGCAUCGCGUACAGGGAAUUCGUGCCCGGCAAGGCCGAAAUCAACCAGGUCCACUUCGACCCCAACACGGAACCGAACUGGGACGACGAGGAGAACAUCGUGAACAACUUGACGUGCCUAUGCGUGGUCGGCAUCGAGGACCCCGUACGUCCCGAGGUGCCGGAGGCGAUCAGGCGAUGCCAGAAGGCGGGUAUUACCGUCCGCAUGGUGACUGGCGACAACGUGAACACGGCCAGGUCGAUAGCGACGAAGUGCGGCAUCGUCAAGCCGAACGAAGACUUCCUCAUUCUCGAGGGCAAGGAGUUCAACAAGCGGAUCAGGGACAGCAGCGGAGAGGUGCAGCAACAUCUGCUGGACAAAGUAUGGCCUAAGUUGAGGGUGUUGGCGCGGUCCUCGCCCACCGACAAGUUCACGCUCGUCAAGGGUAUCAUUGACAGUAAAGUUAACGACAAUAGGGAAGUCGUCGCUGUGACCGGCGACGGUACCAACGAUGGUCCCGCCCUCAAGAAAGCCGACGUAGGCUUUGCCAUGGGUAUCGCUGGUACCGACGUGGCAAAGGAAGCCUCCGACAUUAUAUUAACAGAUGACAACUUCAGUAGUAUCGUGAAGGCUGUAAUGUGGGGAAGAAAUGUCUAUGACAGUAUAGCGAAGUUUUUACAGUUCCAGCUUACUGUUAAUGUUGUUGCCGUUGUUGUAGCAUUUAUUGGUGCUUGUGCUGUACAAGACAGUCCACUCAAGGCUGUACAAAUGUUAUGGGUAAAUUUAAUUAUGGACACAUUAGCUUCUCUAGCUUUAGCGACUGAACUUCCUACAAGCGACUUAUUGUUAAGGAAACCCUACGGAAGAACAAAGCCUUUAAUUUCAAGAACUAUGAUGAAAAAUAUUUUAGGACAAGCAAUAUAUCAAUUGACUGUUAUAUUCGCUUUAUUGUUUGUCGGUGACAAAUUGUUAGACAUUGAAAACGGUAGAUCUGUAGAAAUCUCCCACGGACCAACCCAACAUUUCACAGUUAUCUUUAAUUCAUUUGUGCUAAUGACCCUGUUCAAUGAGUUCAACGCCAGGAAGAUCCACGGACAGCGCAACGUGUUCGAAGGAAUAACCACCAAUCCCAUUUUCUAUUGUAUCUGGAUUGGAACUUGUUUGUCACAGUUCGUCAUUAUUCAUUACGGUAAAAUGGCCUUCUCAACGAAGAGCCUGACGUUAGAACAAUGGCUUUGGUGUCUAUUCUUUGGAGUGGGUACAUUGCUGUGGGGACAGUUGGUGACAACGAUACCUACCAAAAAGUUACCCAAAAUUCUUUCAUGGGGUCGAGGACACCCUGAAGAGUACACUGAAGCGAUAAACAUCGGGGAGGAGAAAUUCGAUGUAGACUCUGAUAAGAAACCUAGGGCGGGUCAGAUAUUGUGGAUUAGAGGUCUAACUAGGUUACAAACCCAGGUGAUAGGUGGUGAAUUGCAGGAGCGUUUGAUUCCGGUUCCGUACAGCAAGAGUUCGACUGAUCAAGCUAUCCGAGUAGUUAAUGCUUUCCGUCAGGGCCUAGAUGCUCGAUACGGCGAACACAGCAAUACUUCCCUAGCCGAGGUACUUCGCAAACAGUCGUCUCUGUCAAAGAGACUGUCCCAAACAUCUUCCAUUGAAUAUGCCGAUAACAUCCCGGACGAGUUGACGAUUCCCGAGAUUGAUGUGGAGCGGUUGUCCUCUCAUAGUCACACUGAAACGGCUGUCUAGCUCCCCACCCAGUGCGCAAACGCGCCUCGCCUUCCCGUUCCUGUUCUACUCCGGCCAACCAACAACAACAACAACAACAACUACAACUACAACUACAACAACUACUACUACACCAUCACUUCCAGUUACAAUACAUACCACCUUCAAUACAACAACUUCUACUACAACUUCUACUUCUACAAGUACAGUCACUACAGUAAAAUGCGAAUGUUAUAUAGUUUUAAAGACAAUUACUCAAUAACUGAGCGAGAAGAGCGUCGGACAGACGUUGAAGAUGUAGUACUACCGGUGCCGCCGGUGUCGCCGUGGCCUUUAAAGUCAAGCAAAUGUAAAAGAGAACGAGCCUGCGAAAACAGCAAACGCAGGCUCUCAACAAACACCAAUAAAGAAGAUCAGAAGCCGACCGUCGCUGCCGCCGUCGCCGUUACCAUCGCCGCCGCCGCCGCCGCCGCCGCCUCCGCCGCUGCUCUACGAAUACGUUGCAUUGUUUGUUCGUUGAUUUGUUGUUAUUUAGUGGACUUGAGUGACUCGUUUGGCACAUUCACAAGACAGGAUCCGUGCUGGCAAAAUGAACAAAAGAUUAGCAAUAAAUGGGCGAUCAAAUCGCUCAUAGCAUUAAAAUUAGGUGCCUAGUUGGGGUUCGCUUGUUGAUGGCGUAUCCCACAAAAUAACGGGGACGCGAGGCCGCAGAAACCGAAGGCCGAAGUUCGCCAGGUCAGUAGUGCACCAUCACCCGGCUUCAAUUUCGUUGCGCCUUCGUCACGUCUCUCGCCCUCGUUAGUUUUUUCGACGGCUCCUCCUCAUCGAUCCGAACUGAUUUUCUAGAUUCGGUUUUCGCUGACGGGCGCCGUUUUAUUUUUAAAGGUAGGAUUCAUAUGUUGUCUGCCAAAUGUUCGAGGGAAGCCGAUAAUCGCCCAUACUUUAUAGGCUAGAAUUUAUAAAUAAUAUUAUUACUGUUAACUGGUUACCGUCUUCCCUCAACUUUCAUCUAUUGUAAUCUAGGUCUAACUAUGACAGUUAUGUAGAUAGAAGUUUAGAAGUGAACACUAGGUAUGUAAUCUAUACAUAUUUUAAUUGAUCUAGUACGAGGCAACGGGCAUUAGACACUACCUCCGCCUCAGUGAUUGUUUUAUACUUUAUCUGUGUGUAUUUCAUUAAUACAACUACAAGUACAGUACUCUAAAGUUAUUACGUAUGUAGUUAGUGAGCUGUGUUUAAGGGCGCACCGGAAAAACAAGCUGAGUCGUGCCGAACGUUCUAGUCGGCUAAUUGUACUUAAUACACCAUUUUUCUCCUCUUGCACCUUGAGGAUUAAAACUGGGUUCAAUUCAACUCUCUCUCUCUCUCUCUAUCUCUCCCAAUUCUUCUCUAUCUCUCUAUAUAUAUCGUAUCUAUAUCUCUCUUCAACUGUUCAAUUGUUACUCACCACAAUCAUCGUUGCCAAUCGAUCACUUCUCUUCCACCUCGACCAUUGAAUGUCACAUCUUGUUGAUCCUCCACCGACAUCCACACUUUUCCCCAUUCAUUUAUUUACCCCCACACACGUGUGGUCCGCCCCGUUUCCAAUUCGACCGUCGAUCGAUCCGGUGCACCCGUGCAACACGCACCUUCGGGCCGUCGAAGCUUACCCCCGUCCGUCUCCGGAGCCGCCCGGUUUUUUCACAGUUGUUUCUUCCAGUUGUCGUUUUUAAGUCGAAAAAUUUAAACAACACAUGGGACCAAUACUUAAAUCUCCCUAUAUCAGUGAUAUUUGCAAGAAAAAAUUACAACCAGAUGAUGCAACGGUCGGAAUGAAUCCGGUCACGAGUCGGCGGGUAAGUUUGGAGGGUCGCACGCGUCGGGUGCUGCACCGAGGUACCGGAUACGUCGGCGGUGGAGUUUCCAACGUUGCGGCUCACGCCUGUCCCGUUGUUGCAAGCCUAAUAAAGAAAGGUGUGAGUGUCCGGUGUAAUAAUAAAUGUUUGAAAUUAAUGUUGAAUAGAUUUAUAAUUAAUAAAAAGUUAUGGGGCAAUCAAUGGUUGAAGUGGGAACGGACUGGUUCGUGAACAGUAAACGUUUGAAAUUUUUGUCCGGAAAUCAGAGAAUCACAGUAUAGUAAAUGAAAGAAACAGUUUCGUCAGUAUUUGCGCGACCUGCGUUUUGGCUUGUUCCUCCAAUACGCUUACGCACACAUUUAUACACUACUCCGUAUCGGAUCUAUCGAUUGGGAUACUGCCAGCACUAAAAACGAUCAUUUCAUGUUUUUUCAAGGGCAAAAAUCAUGUUUGCGGACGCACAGCUUCGCCAUUUUUACCAUCAUUAAUAGUGCUGGUAGCAGGCUCUUAUAUUUGCUGCGGUCUUCUCGCAAAUUCUCUUGCCUUCUAGACCGCUGUUCUGUCAAAAAUCAUUGUAAAUUAUAAAUUAUACUUCGAGGCACCGGACAGAAGGCAUUGUGUGCUGUAAGAAGAACGUAGAAGUACUUUCUAAACGUAAAUAAAAGUAACACCACAUCGCCCCUUAGCGAUGUACGUCAUCAAGUUGUAUUAUAAAGAGUAUAAUUUAAGUAGUUCGUCACGCCAUCACUUCAAAACUCCAAACACUUCUAGUUGAUCAAACGAACUACUAGUACUACUACUACUACUACUACGUAUUCUACUACUACGUAUUCUACUAUCUGUCACGUACAUUAAAAAAUCCAUUCUCGCCGUCUCGGCGAGCUUCUACAUAGAUCAUACAUAUGUAAGAUAAGUUUAUUUCUAAAACCUCACACCUUGACUAAUUUGAGAACAAGUACGAGAAAAAAAAAUCUUUUAAAUGGGGUGUUAUAGUAAUUUUUGCCUGUAGAUAAUAUAAAGAAGAAAAAAUCGUGUCAAUCGGGCGUUAGUUUUCAAGACGCGUGCCUGCCAGGUUCAUUUCAAAUCUGUGUGAUGAUUGGCUUUUACAAUCACGUGCCUAAUAGAAGAGAGUCCGCCGAAAAAAAAAAAAAAUCGUUUUCUUGCCCACAAAGAGAAACUGUGAAUAAAGUACAAACAAUUAUUUUGAUAAGAAUUUUUUUACACUGGAUUGGCAAGUUUCUAGAAGCGGAAAGUCAUUUGUCAAUUAAUUCCUGAUCACUCGAUCGCGCAAACAUAAUUUCUCCGUGGUCCGGAAGAAUGUCGUGAGUGCCAUCUUAAAAACUGGCGCCCCUCGUACGGUUUUAUUAUUUAUUAAGUACCGGGUGUUUCGACAAAUUUUUUCGACUUUAUUCGCAAAUCGAUUUUGAAAUUGUUCACUACCUACUUUUGACUUGUACAUUGAUCACUGUUUUUAUUCUUGUAAUUAGCAUUAUUAUUCAAAAGUAGGGGAUGAUGAAGGCAUGUUGAAUGUAGGCCGACCUUUUAGAUUAAAAUUUGUGAAAUGGUCUUACACUUUUGAUGGAGCCUCUCUAUCUGUUGAUGUAGGGAGGUUCUGCUAGUUUUCCGUAAAGAUCAUGUUUUCUCCCUGUAUUUAACAUGUUUAAUCCAUUUUCGGAUAAGAUUACUUGAAACUGUCGGUAUAGAUAAUUUUUUAAUGCCAAAUUAAUGUUUGGCAAAUCAGUUUUAGUUGUUAAUGUAAUUAUAUUAAUAAUAAUAAAAUAAAUUUAAAAAUC